AUGCCGGCCACGGCCCUCUCUGAAACAGAACUCAAGUUGUCGUCGCAUCCGCAUCCGCUUCACCCACAAACUAUCGCGGCAGUGUCUUAUCCUUAUCGCGGCACAUUUGACGAGACCUACGAAGUUCACGACCCUCAUACGUUGACCACUCUUUCACCGCAACGCCAGCAGCAGGCUGCUCCCCGACCCUUACCUGAACCUACUUUUGACCGAGAACUUCGCCCCUCCAGUGCUCUGGGAAGCACUCGAUUGUUGCGGAGAACUUCUCGUCAUUUCCAACGCCCACCAUCGGUCGAUGUAUCCGGACGCCCCGCCCAAAUAGAGCAAUCAAUUCCUGUCUUCGUGCAGUCUGUCUCAGAACACGGUGGUAACGGUAUUGCAGCACUACCCCCUGCGCUAUCCGAGGCACAUACGGACUACGACGACGACGAGGCCAAUUCGGCACCGGAAGACCACCUUGAGCGGGCAGACACCUCGUACUGGCCCCGUCGGUCCACACGAGUUUCUCCUCGUACAGCAUCUGCCAUCCUCUGGACUCUGGAAGAAGCGAUUCGAAAACCGUUUCCUUUCACAACCGACUGGGAAGAAGUGAAUGCGCCCAUGGCCGACGUAGCAGGCAUCCCUGGCUCGACGGGCUUCAGUGCCAAUGGCCGUACCCAGAAUGGAUCUUCGCGGGUUGCCCAAGGCCCGGUGCCCGUGAAUCCACACCCUCCGAGUGGGGUACGGACUCCGACAGAUAUCAUGAGACAGCGCCGGGAUCGCGAGGCUCGCAAGAAGGCAGAACAGGAAGCUAAGGAUAGGGAGCAAGAGCAAAGCAAGGCUCAAGGGCCAGCGCAGCCUUACGCUGCUGGCGUUGCUGGUGACAGAGGACCACAGAGGAGACCGACGCAAAGGGCUCCCGCGGGGCUCGAAGCGCAAGAAUCACGCACCGCGGCCAUUCCAGAACGAUCCGCUAGCAACGCUCGGCGACCGGAACCAUUUUCGCCCACGCAGGCCCCGGGUACCGGCGCGGGGCAUGGUUAUGCCCGGCCAACAACUUCGGCAGGACAACCCAAUCCAGCUCAGCCGUCGCAAAUCCCGCCCCAGGGCUCAGCCGGGGGCUCGAAGCCCCAAGGCCAAGCCGCUGCUUCGAAGCAACCCGGCACGGGGUCUCAAAGUCAGCAGCAAAAUCGUCGAGUUCCUUUUCCUCAUGCUUUCGAACGCUGGGAGACACUCUCGUCGCACUGGGAAGGAUUGACUGGCUAUUGGAUUCGCAAGCUGGAGCAGAACAAUGAAGCCCUCGAACGGGACCCUCUGAGCCAGCAGAUGGCCCGUCAAGUGACGGAUCUCUCUGCGGCUGGGGCCAACCUUUUCCAUGCCGUCGUAGAGCUGCAGCGGUUGCGUGCGUCUUCCGAACGAAAAUUCCAGCGCUGGUUCUUCGACACCCGCACGGAACAGGAACGGGCGAAGGAAUUGCAAGCAGAGCUGGAGCGACAGAUCCGGACUGAACGACAAGCGCGCUCAGAGGCUCUUGCCUCCUUACAGAAGGCGGAAAGUGACAAGACCCGCGUGGAAGAACUGCUGAAAGAGAUGCGUCGUGAGUUGCAGAUCUCCAAAGAAGAGGCCCGCCGCGCCUGGGAGGAACUUGGUCGGCGCGAGCAGGAGGAGCGCGAAAGGACUAAUUCGCUUCGUAAUGGUGAGCCUACAUUGGUGGGAGGGGUGCAAGUGGUGCCGAUGGUUACUGGCGCCUCGCACCGUCAAGCUUCGAGCACUCGUCCCCAGACCCACGAGAGCCCCUAUGCUACCGGUGGAGCUGCCAGUGGAGAGGAAGCGCCAAAAAGCACAGCGGACACCGAAGGUCAAUAUUACGGCGAGCCUGCCGCAUCGCCUACUGGUACGGAUCCUUUUGUCGAGGGACAGCCACCGACCUCGUCUCCAGAAACUCAACGCCAGUAUCCUGCACACUACUACGAUCCGGAAGCUGGCUACCCCGCUCGACCGACAUCCGAGAAUGACGACCGAUCUUAUGGUCCCAGUGUGGCCAGCAGUGAACCUGGGGAAGACGAGUUUGGAUCUAGCUAUCGCCGCAACCCACAAGGCCCAGUUGUGUAUCCUCCUACCAUGUCCGAAGGGAGCGAUGAUUACGAGCACGGCUCUCUCGACGAAUCAGGCUACCCCCCUGGGUCGCUUCCUGCAUCUUCGGGCUCGAUCUACGGAGGGUACAAUCAAGCCGCCGACUACAGUGGCUCCGGCUGGGGUGUCGGCUCUGGAUGGGAAUCAAUGACUCCUCGACAUCGCCACCCUACUCGGCUGAGCGAUGUCAUUGAGGAGGAAGAGCCACGAACUACACCGAGUCGUGCCAGUAUGGCCAGUCGAAGUGUACAGUGAGAGAUGGUCAGCUUUGCCGUACAUGCAUCAUGGAGCGCAUCCAGCAUCUGCCGGAAGGCCGUUUCGCUUUUGUUUCCGU
Molecule: messenger RNA, 2446 nt
Organism: Aspergillus saccharolyticus JOP 1030-1
Lineage: Eukaryota; Fungi; Ascomycota; Eurotiomycetes; Eurotiales; Aspergillaceae
Exons: 3
Coding region: 1-2367 (788 amino acids)
Source: RefSeq, a predicted model, not a curated record